AUGUCCACCAAAAUAUCACAAACAGUGGGAGCUAUCAAGAAUCUAGGGAGGCAUUGUCCCCCGGACACCAAAGAGGGGCAACAGCUCAGGAUGACUGAAGCCUACAGUCCUUCAGAAGAGGAAUUGUCAUCAUUUCUCAUCAUCUUACUUUUAACAGUUAUAGGCACUGAGUGCAUCAUUGGUAUUCUUGCAAAUGGGUUCAUCGCGGGUAUAAACGCAGCUGAAUGGGUCCAGAAUAAGGUAGUUUCCACGAGUGGCAGGAUCCUGUUUUUCCUAAGUGUAUCCAGAAUAGCUCUUCAAAUCUUCAUGAUGCUAGAAAUUACCUUCAGCUCAACCUCUCUAAGUUUUUACUAUGAAGAUGCUGUGUAUGAUGCAUUCAAAAUAAGCUUCCUGUUCUUAAAUUUUUGUAGCCUGUGGUUCGCUGCCUGGCUCAGUUUCUUCUACUAUGUGAAGAUUGUCAAUUUCUCCCACCCCCUCUUCCUCCAGCUGAAGUGGAGAAUUUCUGCACUGAUGCCCUGGCUUCUGUGGCUAUCAGUGUUCAUUUCCCUCAGCCAUGGCCUGCUCUUCUACAAAGACAUCUACACCGUGUAUUGCAAUAAUUCUUUUCCUAUCCCCUCCUCCAACUCCAGGAAGAAAAAAUACUUCUCUGAGACCUAUGUGGUCAACCUGGCUUAUUUCUAUAACCUGGGGAUCUUGGUUCCUCUGAUCAUGUUCAUCCUGGCAGCCACCCUGCUGAUCCUCUCUCUCAAGAGACACACCCUACACAUGGGAAGCAAUGUCACCGGCUCCAGGGACUCCAGCAUGGAGGCUCACGUGGGCACCAUCAGAGCCACUAGCUAUUUCCUCAUUCUCUACAUUGUUAAUGCAGUGGCUCUAUUUCUCUAUAUAUCCAACAUCUUUGAUGUCUACAGUUUCUGGACUAUUUUGUGCAAAAUCAUCAUAGCUGCCUACCCUGCUGGUCACUCAGUUCUACUGAUUCAGGACAGUCCUGGGCUGAGAAGAGCCUGGAAUGGCUUCGGCCUCAAGUUCAUCGUUACCUGA
Messenger RNA from Propithecus coquereli (Coquerel's sifaka), 1041 nucleotides. It is a transcript of the gene TAS2R39, whose product is annotated as taste receptor type 2 member 39. Gene Ontology annotation, cellular component: membrane. Gene Ontology annotation, biological process: G protein-coupled receptor signaling pathway; sensory perception of taste; detection of chemical stimulus involved in sensory perception of bitter taste. NCBI's taxonomy places the organism in Eukaryota, Metazoa, Chordata, Mammalia, Primates, Indriidae. The record is from RefSeq and is a predicted model, not a curated record. Gene Ontology annotation, molecular function: bitter taste receptor activity; G protein-coupled receptor activity.